Solanum pennellii is the source of this 794-nucleotide messenger RNA. RefSeq names its product cytokinin dehydrogenase 3-like. The record is from RefSeq and is a predicted model, not a curated record. Gene Ontology annotation, molecular function: FAD binding; oxidoreductase activity. Lineage: Eukaryota; Viridiplantae; Streptophyta; Magnoliopsida; Solanales; Solanaceae. The transcript is spliced from 2 exons. The coding region runs from base 1 to 786 and encodes 261 amino acids.
AUGGCUAAGUUUUUUAUAUCCUAUGGUUAUAAUCUUAUUACUUUCUUUAUUAUUAGUCAUUUAAUGUCCAUUUUAGGAAAUUUAAAUCCAUGGAAUCCUUCAAUUCCUUUUGAAAUUCUUUCACUUAAUAUUUCAUCAAAACUUAGUAUAAAUUCUCAUGCUAUUAAAGAAUCUUCCAAAGAUUUUGGAAAGAUUAUUCAAGAAAUAUUACCAGCUGCUGUUCUUUAUCCUUCUUGUGUUAAUGACAUAAUUGACCUCAUUCAAUUUUCUUAUGGCCUUUCUAUCCCUUUUCAUGUUGCAGCCAAAGGUCAUGGACAUUCCAUUAGGGGACAAGCCAUGGCAAAAAAUGGGGUAAUUGUGGAAAUGAAUUCUUUAAAUAAUAAUAAUAAUAAUGAAAAUUGUGGUGUUAGGAUUUCUUGGGAUUCGAAUUUAGGGUUUUACGCGGAUGUUGGAGGUGAACAAUUAUGGAUUGAUGUUCUUACUAGUACCCUAGAAUAUGGCUUAGCACCUGUUUCAUGGACAGAUUAUUUGUACCUUACCGUUGGUGGUACUCUCUCUAAUGCUGGAAUUAGUGGUCAAAAUUUCCUACAUGGUCCUCAAAUAAGUAAUGUUCAUGAGAUGGAUGUUAUUACAGGUAAAGGGGAACUAGUGACUUGCUCCAAAGAUAUGAAUUCAGAAUUGUUUUUUGGAGUUUUAGGAGGUUUGGGACAGUUUGGAAUAAUAACCAGAGCAAGAAUUGUCUUGGAUAAAGCCCCAACAAGAGUAAGUAUGAUUGUAUUUGACUGAACACGAAA